AUGUUCAACCUCCGCUCCGCCUACAUGGUGGUCUGGGCCAUCCUGUUAUGGCUCACCGUCGCUCAUGGCAUGCGAGACAGCCUAGUCAAAGAACUAAGACAAGAAACUGAGCGUAUGUUCUUCCAUGGCUUCGAGAACUACCUCCAAUACGCGUUUCCCGAAGACGAAUUACGCGCCCUGACAUGCGGCCCUCUUGUUCGCGACGAGAAGAAUCCGGAGAAUAAUGACGUGCUUGGGAAUUAUUCUCUGACCUUGAUUGACAGCUUAUCGACGCUGGCCAUCCUAUCCUCGAGCCCGGACAGUGGGGAGCAAGCCUUGGCACAUUUCCAGGAUGGUGUCGAGAGCUUUGUUAGACUUUAUGGUGAUGGCUCGGAUGGCCCUGCUGGUCAGGGUGAAAGGUCGAGGGGAUUUGAUCUGGAUAGCAAGGUACAAUUGUUUGAAACUGUGAUUCGGGGACUGGGCGGAUUGCUCAGUGCCCAUCUUUUCGCCGUCGGCGAGCUACCCAUCACCGGAUACGAGCCAUCAGAACGGGAAGUGGCAUUCGCUAGCGCAUGGGAUAAAAGCAUGUUUAUGAAAAGUGACCACGGAAUUCAAUGGAGCAAUGGCUUUGUCUAUGAUGGCCAACUGCUUCGGCUUGCUGUGGAUCUGGCCCAGCGAUUACUCCCCGCAUUCUAUACGGAGACUGGUCUUCCCUACCCUCGGGUCAACCUGCGCCACGGGAUUCCAUUCUACGAGAAUGCGCCUUUAAAUCUCAAGGUCCGAGAUUCCGAGGGCAAACGCAAAUCAAAAACGGCGGCAUCUGAGCCGGCUGAGACUUGUAGCGCCGGUGCAGGCAGUCUAGUCCUUGAACUGACCGUUUUGAGCCGACUCACCGGUGAUGGGCGAUAUGAGGACUUAGGCAAGAGGGCAUUUUGGGCAGUCUGGAACCGCCGGAGUGACAUCGGACUGCUUGGAUUUGGCAUUGAUGUCGAGUCGGGGAAAUGGGUGGGACCAUGGGCCGGAAUCGGCGCCGGCAUUGACAGCUUCUACGAGUAUGCCGUCAAGACGUAUGUUCUCCUGUCCGAGGGCGAGCGUGUGCCUUUCGACUCCGACAGCCCUUGGGCAGCAUUAGACUCGUACUAUGCUCCUCUGACAGACUAUCAGCAUACCGCCGAUGCCUUCCGACAAGUUUGGGAAGAAUCGCAUACCGCGAUCAAUCGCCACCUAUUCCGAGGCGAAGGUUAUCAACAUCCCCAUCUUAUUGUAGGGGAUGUGGUCACUGGUGCCACGCGGGCUUUCUGGAUCGAUAGCUUGAGCGCUUUCUAUCCAGGGGUUCUUGCCUUGGAUGGAAAGCUAGAUGAAGCUAUCCAGAUUCAUCUUCUGACUACCGCAAUCUGGACACGCUACUCGGGCAUUCCUGAACGAUGGAACGUGGCUACUGGUGACAUCGAUAACGGUAUGCCGUGGUAUGGAGGUCGGCCCGAGUUCAUCGAGUCCAACUACUACAUUUAUCGUGCAACCCAAGAUCCGUGGUAUCUGCAUGUUGGAGAGAUGGUUCUCAGUGACCUCAAGCGGCGUUGCUGGACCAAGUGUGGUUGGGCUGGCAUUCGGAAUGUUCUGACUGGUGAGCUCAUUGACCGGAUGGAGAGUUUCUUCAUUGGGGAGACAGCCAAAUACCUAUAUCUGCUGUUUGACCGGGACCAUCCAUUGAACAAGAUCGAUGCCCCCUGGGUUUUUAACACCGAAGGCCACCCUCUUAUCAUCCCAAGAAAACCGGCAUCCGCGGCUCGCCAGCAGCGAACCCCAUCUCAAGGCCAGGACAUGGCCGGCGGAGUAUGUCAAAUUAUACCCUCUCCAUUCUUCGGCGUGUCUUCCACUGCAUCCCGAACAGACAUCUUUCAUGCUGCCAACUUGGCACGCCUGGAUCUAAUGCCUGAUCGAGGAGUGGCCGCAGGUCCUAUUUUGGAAGACUCGCCUGGACAUCAAAGUGUCUUUGUGUCUGAUCUUUCCUCGCCAACCAAUUACACAUUCUACCCGUGGACCCUGCCACCUCAGCUGGUCCCAUUCAACGGCACCAGCGCGCCUAUGGCCGUUCGGCCCACGCUCGACAUUUCAUUCCCGUCACUUCCAGGCGGCGUAAACAUGGGACCUGGAGCGUUGGAACGUGUCCGAGAUGGGGUACUUGUAAAAACAAUUGGAGGCCUCCGACUAAGUCUGGUUCAGGACGUACGGUUGGAACCCCCGACGGCCACGACUGGGGAUGAGGAAGAUGGGUACCGGGUGCAGGUGAUCAACAAUGUGCCAUUAGGCAAAGAUGAGAAGAGCCCUCUCGCCGACGUAAUGAUUCGGCUCAUCCACGAGAUGAAAAUUCUCAACCAGAAAAUCCACACCCGCCAGAACCCCGUCUCGGAGGCCACAGCCUCGCCUCUUCUGUCGACGAUGCCGCAAUUGUUGACUCCCCGGACUCAACAGACCGAACCUGCUCCACUCAGGUUGAGUCUCCCCGCUGCUAUCUCUACAGGCAUCGGGUCCAGCCCGCUUCCCGAUAUUGAAGAUGCAGUUACCAUGUCCUUGCUCGGCGGCCCAUCUACAGACCGCCUGUCGUGGUCAAGUAUAUACUUCGCGGGCGAGCUCUGCGACGAGCGAAUUCUCCGUGAUGUCGCCCAUAACCACGAAGUGCUCGUUAUCAAACGUGGCGGCUGCACCUUCUCAGAAAAGCUCCGCAAUAUCCCCGCAUACCGACCAACGCGAUCCGCGUUGAAGCUAAUUGUCGUCGUCUCAUACGACGACAUUCCACCACGCAGCUUCCGCGAGCAGAAGAAAGAGCCAACGAAUCAAUCCGGGUCUCGCUCUGCCCUCGCCGCUGUCCGUGCCGAAUCGACUCUCGUCCGUCCACACCUCGACGAAGCGCAAAUGACAGCCAGUGGCAUUCCACGAAAUUACCUCAUCAGCAUGGUCAUGGUCGGCGGCGGAGAUGAAACAUACGAGCUCCUGCGCCAUGCAAGCGGCAUCGGAGUCAAGAGGCGAUAUAGCAUGCGCUCUCGCGGCGUCCCGAUCACGAAUUUACACAUUGUUUGA
Messenger RNA from Penicillium roqueforti, 3057 nucleotides. RefSeq names its product glycoside hydrolase family 47 protein. Bases 1 to 3057 code for a protein of 1018 amino acids. Gene Ontology annotation, molecular function: mannosyl-oligosaccharide 1,2-alpha-mannosidase activity; calcium ion binding. Lineage: Eukaryota; Fungi; Ascomycota; Eurotiomycetes; Eurotiales; Aspergillaceae. Gene Ontology annotation, biological process: carbohydrate metabolic process; mannose trimming involved in glycoprotein ERAD pathway; endoplasmic reticulum mannose trimming. The transcript has 6 exons. The record is from RefSeq and is a predicted model, not a curated record. Gene Ontology annotation, cellular component: membrane; endoplasmic reticulum.